UGAGCAUGCCGGAGACUGCGGAUCUGAAAUCUCGUUGACGCGUCUGCAGCUACUGCAGCGAUCCUCUAGGUAGGCCGUGCUGGGGCAAUCGGCCCUCGGUCUCGGCUGUUGCACCUCCCCAGCCCGGGGCUCCUCCCAGCAUCCAGUCCACGCCCCUCUGAGCCCUUCGCCCUGACUGCUCGGCCCUGACUGCUCGGCCCUGUCUGCUCCUGCACCCCCCCGCUGGUGCGGUCUAGGAGGAGGGGCCAGGCAGCCGCCCUUCUGCAGGUGGAGCCGGGAGGAGGCUCUUCCGGAACCCAGCCGCAGAUCGCUGAGGACCAGUGAGGUAGAGUCUCAGGUUCGGGGAAGGAGGAGCUGGUACCUGCAAACCCGCGAUUCAUAAAACCAAUUAUGGGGGUGAGAGGUUUGCAAGGUUUUGUGGGAAGUACCUGCCCACAUAUAUGCACAGUAGUAAAUAUCCAAGAGCUGGCAGAGCGCCACCGAACCGAGUACCCGGGGUGUACCCCUACCAUCGUGGUGGAUGCCAUGUGCUGCCUCCGAUACUGGUACACGCCGGAGUCUUGGAUCUGUGGUGGCCAGUGGCGAGAAUACUUUUCUGCUUUGAGAGAUUUUGUUGCAGCCUUCACAUCGGCUGGCAUCAAGUUGAUAUUCUUCUUUGAUGGCAUGGUGGAGCCGGGCAAGAGAGAGGAGUGGGCAAAGCGAAGACUGAAGAACAACAGGGAGAUAGCCAAGAUUUUCCACUAUAUCAAGUCAAAACGAGAGCAGCCAGGCAGAAACAUGUUCUUCAUUCCCUCCGGGCUGGCCAUAUUUACACGGUUCGCUCUGAAGACACUGGGCCAGGAAACCUUCUGUUCGUUACAGGAGGCAGACUAUGAGGUGGCGUCGUACGGUCUGCAGCACAACUGUCUUGGGAUCCUGGGGGAAGACACCGAUUACUUAAUUUAUGACACUUGUCCCUACUUUUCAAUUGGCGAUCUCUGCCUGGAGACUCUGGAAACCAUCAUGCUCUGUCGUGAGAAACUCUGUGAGAGUCUAGGCCUCCAUGUGGCGGACCUCCCUCUGCUAGCCUGUCUGCUGGGCAACGACAUCACCCCGGAGGGCAUGUUUGAGAGCUUUCGGUACAAGUGCCUGUCCUCCUAUGCUUCUGUGAAGGAGAAUGCUGGCAAAAAGGGAAAUAUUAUCUUAGCUGUCUCAGACUAUAUCUCCAGAGUUCUUCACUUGUAUCAGGGUGAGAAAAAGAUAGAGGACAUGUUACCCUUGGGGCCAAACAAAGCUCUUUUUUAUAAAGGAGUAGCAGCAUAUCUCUUGCCAGGGCAAAAAUCUCCGUGGUUAGUUCAAAAACCCAAAGGCAUAGUAACAGACAAGCAAGUGGAGAACCCUGAAUCUAAGCAAGAAAUUCCUAUGUGUUUAGAUCCUGAAUCCAAGCAAGAAGUUCCCGUGCAUACUAAUCCUGAGUCCAUGCAAGAAGUUCCCAUGUGUACAGAUCCCGAAUCCAACCAAGAAGCUUCCAUGUGCACAGAUCCUGAAUCCAAACAAGAAGUUCCCAUGUGCACAGAUCCUGAAUCCAAGCAAGAAGUUUCCGUAUAUACAUAUCCAGAGGUCAAGCAAAAAUUACCUUCAGAAACAGGGGCUGAAUUUAAUUCAGAAGAACUCAUGUGUACACACCCUGAAGUUAAACAAGAAGAUGUCAUGGAUAUGGAGCCUGAAAUAAAACAAGUAACCAUGGUUUCUGACUCCGGAAUCUUAAAGGUUGCCAGGAUGCAGCAUGUCCAUUCAGAGAGCUACCUCGUGUACAACAUUAUGAGCACUGGGGAGAUAGAGUGCAGCAACACCCUGGAGGACGAGCUGGACCAAGCCCUGCCCAGCCAAGCCUUCAUCUACCGCCCCGUCCGGCAGCGAGUGUACUCGCUUCUGCUUAGGGACUGGAAAGAUGGAGCCAGCACUGAACCGGUGGUCAAGGAGUGGUUUGUGUACCCUGGGAACUCCCUAAAGCACCCAGACCUUGUUCGGCCUCUGCAGGUGACUGUUCAAGGGGGAACACCUAGUUUGGAAGUUCUGUGGCUGAGCCAAGAGCCAGCAGCGCAGGCCCGGCGCCUGGACACGUUGCUAGCCUGCUUCAACCUCUCCUCCUCGAGAGAAGACCUGCAGGCGGUCGAGAGCCCGUUGAGAGCUCUGUGCUGCCUCCUAAUCUACAUCUUCGUCCAGGUGGACACUCUUUCCCUGGAGGAUCUGCAUGCAUUUAUUGCUCAGGCCUUGUGCCUCCAAGGAAAAUCAACCUCACAGCUCAUGAACUUACAGCUGGAUUACAUUAACUCAAGAGCUGUGCAGCUGGGGUCCCUCCUCGUCCGUGGCCUCACCAUGUUGAUACUGGUCAACAGCGCAUGUGGUUUCCCCUGGACAACAAGCGAAUUCAUGCCCUGGAACGUCUUUGACGGCAAACUUUUCCAUCAGAAGUACUUGCAGUCUGAGAAGGGAUAUGCUGUGGAGGUUCUUCUGGAACAAAAUAGAUCGUGGCUCACCAAGUUCCACAACCUGAAGGCCGUGGUCUGCAAGGCCUGCUCCAAGGAGAACCGGCGCAUUGUAGGGAGAUCACACUGGAAUUCUCACUACACAGGGAGGCUGGGGAGACAGGGCUCCAGCUCCCACAGGACAGGCUCCACACAUGGCCAUCCUGGGCAAGGGCAGCCAUGGAGAGAUCAGGGUCCAGGUAACUGUCCAGGCUCCUUGGUCUCUGUCAGGCAGCUCCAUCAAUCAGCCUGUGUACCUAGGGCUCCACAGUGCUGUGAUUCUUUGCUGGUUGGUGGAUGAGUAUAAGUCCUGCAGGAGGCAGGCAGUAUGAGCAUGACCAGUGGAGAAGAUACUAGGCGUCCUCCAGGUAGAGUCCUCGCCAGCAUCUUAAAAUGAAUCAGUAGGUCACAUGCGGCAGCUUCCCGACUGGGGCCCACCAACUUAACUCCAGGAGUGUUUGCUUCUUCCAGGAAGUGUGGAAAGACAAUGAAGCACCCAGACUCUGCCCUCUUCAGAGACUCUUCAGAGUGAUGCCACCCAGCCGUACCAGCAAGGAGGUGGCAACUGGAACCGCACUUUAAAGGAAAGAACAAGUCCUUCUUUUAAGAGGUUUAUCCCACAUGCACUGUAAAAAAUGUCCAUUGGUUUGGUUUCAGAGGCUGCUCCUGACCCCAUGACCCAGAACACACAUCACUAGCAUCACGUAUGCUCCUCUGAUCUUAGCAGGACUCUGAUUCCCUCACACCUUUUCUUAUUAGGUUGUGAAAAUGUUUUCCUAAUCAUUGGUCCUUGAUAUCAUGGAGUCUUAGCUAUUUUUGAUACUGUGAAAAGACACCUUGAUCAAAGCAGCUUACAAAAAAAAAGCACUUAAUGUAAGGCCCGAGGUUCCAUCAUGUCAGGGAGCCAGGCAGCAGCAGGCUGAGGAAGACUCUCUAACUGGGAAUGGCUCCGCACCCAUUGACACACCUCCUCCAGCACGGCCACGCCCCAUUAGCCUAUGGGGGUCAUUUUCAUCAGAUCAUCACACAUGGUAUCUAAUAGCCAUAUACUCUGUCAGAAAUUAUUUUUUCAUUAGAAAUUCUAACAGAAGUCAAUUGUCCCACUAUUUCUUUUCCUGAUCCUCAGAAGUGUUUAGACUGAAAAACAAAAACCUAGAUUCUUGCUUGUUUGUGGGAAGGUUGGUUCUGUUUGGAGGUGAGAUGGCUCAUCAGUGAAGAACGUUGGCUGAUCUUCCAGAGAACCUGGGUGUGAUUCCCAGUACCCACACGAUAGCUCACACCUGUCUAAUUCCAGUUCCAGGGAUCUAACGCGUCUUCUGGCCUCUGUGGACUCCGGACACACAAAUGAUGCACAAACAUACCUGCAGGCAAAACACCCAUAAAGGUGAAAAAACAAGUAAAUUUUUCUUAAAGCAGCACAGUGGGUCAGACUGAGAAGUAAGGUCCUCCUUAAGCUUGGAGGUUACUCCCUGUCUCCACUGGGAACACGAGAGUAGCGGUGCCCAGGGCCCUGACAGCCAUGCUUGUCUCUAGGGACACUUGGUUCACGAGGGAGAUGCAAGCACUUCUGACCCCUGAAGAUGUACCCUGCCGUCUCUAAAUUUUUAGUAAGCCUCUAGAAAUGCUCGUUUUCGUCUCCACGCUGACAGUGUGCUGUGCAGGGCAUGCGUGUUCCACCUUGAUGUUCUUACAUUUACCAGAAAGGUCAAUAGCUCCCACGUGUGAACCGUUUGUAUUUGUCCAGCUUCUUCAGGACUUCUGCACACUAUGUCUGCAGGCCUUUGUAGCUGUGACCUUAAUGCCUCGAUGUGGAACUGACUUUUGUGAUCCUCCAGUGAGAAUUUCCCUUCAGUAUAUACUUCCUGUCCUCACUUUUGCUUCUUUGAAACAUUGCCGCCUUUAGAAGUUCUGUGUCUUUGCUGUUCACUUGUGUAACUUUGGAUCAAGUUCCUGAUCUCUCAGAUUAAAAGUAUAUUUCUGUGAAAGCUGAUUUCCUUCACAGAAUCUGUAUUCUGACUUGUCAAUAAAAUGUAGAUGCCAUUCACAAGCUCAAAUAAGCUGUUGUGUUGGUGGGAUGUUUAUGUCAUUUCAAAUCCCAGUGUGCAGAGCUUUGCCAAAGAGAAUAUUGCUUCUGUUGUUUUCCAGUCAAGUGGUAGAAUUUCCACAUUUCAGUUUAAAAUAAAAAUGCGAUUUUUUACUCAUA
Messenger RNA from Myodes glareolus (Bank vole), 4710 nucleotides. RefSeq names its product family with sequence similarity 120 member B (gene Fam120b). Gene Ontology annotation, cellular component: nucleus. Lineage: Eukaryota; Metazoa; Chordata; Mammalia; Rodentia; Cricetidae. Gene Ontology annotation, biological process: fat cell differentiation; peroxisome proliferator activated receptor signaling pathway. The record is from RefSeq and is a predicted model, not a curated record.